Panicum hallii is the source of this 657-nucleotide messenger RNA. RefSeq lists its product as uncharacterized. The record is from RefSeq and is a predicted model, not a curated record. Lineage: Eukaryota; Viridiplantae; Streptophyta; Magnoliopsida; Poales; Poaceae. The coding region runs from base 1 to 657 and encodes 218 amino acids. The transcript has 3 exons.
AUGCAGAAACGCGCGGUGGCGGUGGGCGCGGCGGCCGCCGUGCUCGGCCUCGCCGCGGCCGUCCUGGGGUUCGCCGCGGAGUAUUUCAAGCACAAGGCUUUCGUGGGGUCCGACACGUUCCGCUGCGAGUACCGGCGCACGCCGGCGUUCGGCUGCGGCAUCGCCGCCGCGCUGCUCUCGCUGGCCGGGGUGGCGCUCGUCACCGCGGCCAGCGGCUGCUUCGGCCGCUUCGGCGCCGCCGCCGUCGUCGCGCCCGCGCGCGGCACCGUCAGGAAGGUGUGCGCGGCGCUCGCGUGGCUGCUGGUGGCGGCGGCGGCGGUUAUGUUCAUGUACGGCGCGUCGCGGAACGCGGGAGGGACGGGGGGCUUCACCGCGGUCGAGCGGCGGCCCGGGAGCAGCAGCGGCGGCCGCGCCUUCGACUUCGUCUGCACCGAGCUCAGGGACGGAGUCUUCAAGUCGGCGUCGCUCGCGGCCGCCGCCGGCAUCGCCUGUGCGAUCGCGGCCUACUUCGACGCCCUCCGGCAGAGGGACCAGACGGCCACGUUGGGCGUCGCAAUGGGGCAGCCGCAGUGGUCGUCGCAGCCACCAUACCCGGCUCCCGUGGCUUACCCUCCGUACGGUGGCUACGGCGCCAAGCAACCUGCAGGGGCAGCGUGA